Messenger RNA from Vigna unguiculata (cowpea), 3467 nucleotides. RefSeq names its product receptor-like protein 6. NCBI's taxonomy places the organism in Eukaryota, Viridiplantae, Streptophyta, Magnoliopsida, Fabales, Fabaceae. Gene Ontology annotation, molecular function: protein binding. The record is from RefSeq and is a predicted model, not a curated record.
CGUGAUUGCUUUUGUUCUAAUUUUUCUUUUCUUCGGUCUGUUUCUCAUCCUGUACAUUUUCUGCAAAAAGAUGUUUUGGAAUAAGGUAAUAGUGCAAGUCAAGAAAUUGUAAUAAGAAAAUCAGAGUGAAGCAAGGGUUGGAAGUUGGAAUGUAUUGAGCAAAAGCUUUUAGAAAAGUAUGGGGUGGUUCGUGUUUGUUGUUCUGAGUUUGUUGGUUUCUGAUUUUCCUUCAUGCACGUCUUCAUUGGUGCCAUUAUGCAACCAUGAUGAAGCCUCUGCCUUGCUUGGCUUCAAGACCUCCUUCAACAGCUGGUGUGGAGAUGAUGGCUCUUAUCCAAAGACAGAAUCUUGGAAAAAUGGUUCUCAUUGCUGUUUGUGGGAUGGAGUGAGUUGUGAAACUAACUCAGGGCACGUCAUUGGCUUAGACCUCAGCAGCAGUUGCCUUCAAGGUCCAUUUCAUCCCAACAACACUCUCUUCAAACUCUCUCACCUUCAAAAACUCAACCUUGCUCUCAAUAACUUUUCCUCUUCUCCAAUGCCUUCUGGGUUUGGUCAUCUUCUAGCUCUUACUCAUCUCAACCUAUCUAACGUUGCAUUUAGUGGUGUCAUUCCUUCCAAAAUAUCUCAUCUCUCAAAAUUAGUUUCACUUGACCUCUCACUGUCCCAAGGUUGGAUGAGGAUUCAACCAGCAUCUCUGGAAAAAUUAAUUGUAAAUGCAACUCAUUUAAGGGAGCUCACUCUUGAUGGCCUAGAUAUGUCUUUGAUUAAACCCCGUUCUCUGUCUUUGUUGCUCAAUUUUUCAUCCUCCUUGGUCUCUCUUGGACUUUCAAAUACCAUCUUGCAAGGGAAGUUACCAAAUAACAUAUUCUAUUUACCCAAUCUUCAACAACUUAGUUUGUCUUGGAAUUUGAAUCUGGAAGGUGAGCUUUCCCAGCUGAAUCCGAGAAGUCCUCUUAGACUCUUGGAUCUCGGUGGUAAUGCUUUUUCAGGACAUAUUCAGUUUUUAUCUAAUCUCACGCAACUAAAACACUUGGACCUUCGUCAAAACAAAUUCAGUGGACCCAUUCCUCAAUGCAUGGACAGCAUCUCACAAUUAAACUAUCUGUACCUUCGUACGAAUAACUUCAGUGGUGAGAUUCCAUCAUCUCUUUUCGACCUUCAGCAUCUUAUUUACUUAGAUCUUUCAUAUAAUAAUUUUGAUGGUGAGAUCCCCAAUUUGUUUAGCAAGCUAAGCAAAUUAGAAGGUUUAGAUGUUACUCGAAACAACCUAGUGGGCCGAUUGCCAUCAUCGUUGUUUGAGCUCACUCAGCUUAGUGGUUUAUGUCUUUCGAAGAAUAAACUGGUUGGAGAAAUACCUGAUAAAACCAGUGGACUUUCUAAUUUAGAACUUAUGGAUUUGUCUGAUAAUUCGUUGAACGGAACAAUUCCGCAUUGGUGUUUUUCUUUGUCAUCGUUACUUAACUUACGCCUUUGUGGGAACCAGCUUACUGGCCCAAUUGGCGAAUUCUCUGCCUUUUCAUUGUAUGAUUGUGACCUUUCUUAUAACAAGCUACAAGGUGAUAUCCCUGAGUCAAUAUUUCUUCACCAAAAUCUCUCUUACUUGAUACUAUCAUCAAAUAACCUGAGUGGCGUCCUAGAUUUUCAUAAGUUUUCAAAUCUUCAAAGGCUAAAGGCUCUUGAUCUUUCUGACAACAAUUUUCAGUCUCUUGGUUUUACUGGUGGCAAUGUUAAAAGUUUUCCAAUAUCCCUUGACCCAUUCAAUCUUGUUGAAUUAGAUCUUUCUAUGAACCAAAUUCAUGGAAGGAUUCCAGAAGGAUUUAAUCAUUUGGCAGAUACUUUGGGUUAUUUGGAUCUUUCUCAUAACUUUCUAACAUCGGUUGGGAACCUCUCAAUCUCGUGGAAGAAUAUUGGUUACAUUGACCUACGCUUCAAUAUGUUGGAAGGAGAUAUUCCUGUUCCUCCAUCUACCGCUAAAUUCUUUUCUAUCUCACACAAUAAAGUGACCGGAGACAUCUCUUCAUCUCUUUGCAACGCAAGCUCCCUUAUGAUACUCGACUUGUCUCACAACAACUUGACAGGCAAAAUCCCACAAUGCGUUGGAAACUUGAGUAAACUUUUAGUUUUGGAUCUGCAAAAGAACAACCUUCGAGGGAUCAUACCCAAGAGCUAUCUUGAGAUAGAAACAUUGGAAACUAUGAAUUUUAAUGGCAAUCACUUGGAGGGACCAUUACCUCGGCCUGUGAUAAAAUGCAAACGACUAAGAGUUCUGAACCUUGGAGAGAAUGACAUACAAGAUACAUUUCCAAGUUGGUUAGACUCACUUCAAGAGCUGCGAAUCCUUGUUUUACGUGCUAAUAGGUUCAAUGGUACCGUCAAUUGUUUCCAAUCCAAGAACGAUACAUUUUCCAAGCUGACGGUUUUUGACAUCUCCAACAAUAAUUUUCGUGGCAACUUGCCAAUAGCUUUCAUAAAAAAUUUCAAGGGAAUGAUGAUCAAUGUCCAUAGUGUUUUGCAGUAUAUACGUCCUACUGAGUCUACAUACAAUGAUUCAAUUGAAGUCACAAUGAAAGGCAACAACUUUGAGCUAGAGAGGAUCUUAACUACUUUCACAGUUGUUGAUUUAGCGAAUAACAAUUUUGAGGGAGAGAUUCCAACAAUCAUUGGAGAUUUGAAGUCAUUAAUAGGCCUUAACCUUUCUAAUAACAGACUCAGUGGUUUAAUUCCACAAAGCCUCAACGGUUUGGAAAAUUUAGAAUGGUUAGACCUCUCCUCAAACAUGCUGACGGGUGAGAUUCGAACUGCAUUGGCCAAUCUUCCCUUCCUCUCUUUCUUAAACCUUUCACAAAACCAGCUGGAAGGAAAGAUUCCAACAGGUAAACAAUUCAACACAUUCCAAAGUGAUUCCUAUCAGGGGAAUUCAGGGCUAUGUGGGUUACCAUUGUCAAAACCAUGCUAUUGGAUAGAUUUAGCAACCUCUCAAUCUCAGCAAGAAGAACAAUUUGGGUUUGGUUGGAAACCCGUAGCUAUUGGAUAUGGUUGUGGAGGGGUAUUUGGAAUGGUAUUGGGAUAUCUCACAUUCUUCAUUCGAAAACCAGAAUGGUCAAUCCAUUUGAUUCAAGGCAUUCUCAAUCAAAGAGUGAGAAAGAAGAGCUACAACUCCAAUUCAAACAGAAGACCACACAAUAAGGGUCGUUAAAGAAUCUGAACUUGGUCCACCUCUUCUAUUGCAGAGUAAGCGAAAUUUUACAUUAUAUAAAAUUUCUAUUAAUCCUAUCCCAAUUAUAAUAUUACAGAGUAUAUUUCCAGUUUGUGCUUUGAAGAUUAUUCUUGCUAUAAAAACGUCCUUACGUAUAUCAUUUUGUAUUUCACAAACAUAAUGAGUGUCGCACUUGUUAUCUCCUGCGCAGUUUCAGUUUGUUUAGGAAUCAGAGUGUUCUUCAAUUAAUGUAUAAACAUAAUCUUCUGCU